AGCAGAUUCUCUCUAUCCUUCAAUUAUUCUCUCUCUCUCUCUCUCUCUCUCUCUCUCUUCGCCACCGUCUAUAUAUACCCCAACUGGAGGCGAUCGUGUGGUCUCCCUUCGGUUCACCUGAAAAGCAUCCAUACACACACGUACCCCUCUCCGUUUUUAGGGUUUUUGGAGAGAGAAAUUAUAGAGAGAGAGAGAGAGGGAGAGACGAUGACGGAGGAGGGUGGAGCUGUGAAGAGGCCGAGAGAAGACGAAGAAAACGGAGUCUCUGUUUCUGUAGAUAUGGAGGACAUCAAUAACAAUAAUAACAGCAAUAAAGAGACCGGUUAUAUAUCUUCUGUUAUACCUGGGUGGUUCUCUGAGAUUAGCCCAAUGUGGCCUGGAGAAGCACAUUCAUUGAAGGUGGAAAAGAUUUUAUUUCAGGGGAAAUCUGAAUACCAGAAUGUCAUGGUCUUUCAGUCUUCGACAUAUGGAAAGGUUCUUGUUUUGGACGGUGUGAUUCAACUGACAGAGAGGGAUGAAUGCGCAUAUCAAGAAAUGAUUACGCAUCUUCCACUGUGUUCGAUUCCUAACCCAAAGAAGGUUUUGGUUAUUGGAGGAGGAGAUGGUGGUGUUUUGCGUGAAGUGUCUCGCCAUUCUUCUGUUGAGCACGUAGAUAUUUGUGAAAUUGAUAAAAUGGUUGUUGAUGUUUCUAAACAAUUUUUCCCUGAUGUUGCUGUUGGAUAUGAGGAUCCCCGUGUAGCACUCCAUAUUGGUGAUGGAGUUGCCUUUUUGAAAGCUGUUCCUGCAGGAACUUAUGAUGCUGUUAUAGUGGACUCUUCUGAUCCAAUUGGUCCCGCACAAGAGCUUUUUGAAAAGCCCUUCUUUGAGUUGGUGGCAAAGGCUCUUCGUCCUGGAGGGGUUUUGUGCACUCAAGCUGAAAGCAUAUGGCUUCACAUGCACAUAAUCGAAGAUAUUGUUGUGAACUGCCGCCAGAUAUUCAAAGGCUCUGUUAACUAUGCAUGGACAACAGUUCCUACAUACCCAAGUGGGGUGAUUGGUUUCAUGCUUUGCUCUACUGAGGGGCCGGCUGUGGAUUUCAAGCAUCCUGUCAACCCAGUAGAUGCUGAUGAGAGCCAUUGCAAAUCAAAAGGGCCCUUAAAGUUCUACAAUAAAGAGAUUCAUGCAGCAGCUUUUUGUUUGCCAUCUUUUGCCAAGAAGGUGAUUGAAUCCAAAUCUAAAUGAGAGAAUUUUUUUGGAGGAUUUGAGGAUCAGGAUUUAACUGUUGUAGAGCUCCCGGCUUUCACCUCACUGAAACGGUCCUUGUAGCGAAGGAUCUAGAAUAAGUUGAGGGUUGAAUUUCAUGCUCUGAGUAGGCCGCCCUGUCUUAUUUUUGGUGAGUUGAUUUAGUUAAUCAUAGUAGGGAUGAUCUCCUUUUUCUUAUGUUUGGUACUUGAAAAAGUGUUUGCUGGUUAGCAUUUAAUUGCAUUGACAGUUAAUUAUUACAAAUAUUUUUUUUAAUA
This is a messenger RNA of Camellia sinensis, 1499 nucleotides long. RefSeq names its product spermidine synthase (gene SPDS1). Gene Ontology annotation, biological process: spermidine biosynthetic process. Gene Ontology annotation, molecular function: spermidine synthase activity. Gene Ontology annotation, cellular component: cytosol. NCBI's taxonomy places the organism in Eukaryota, Viridiplantae, Streptophyta, Magnoliopsida, Ericales, Theaceae. The record is from RefSeq and is a predicted model, not a curated record.